This is a messenger RNA of Saccoglossus kowalevskii, 2871 nucleotides long. RefSeq lists its product as uncharacterized. The record is from RefSeq and is a predicted model, not a curated record. Lineage: Eukaryota; Metazoa; Hemichordata; Enteropneusta; Harrimaniidae.
AUGGAAAGCUCUCAUCUACAGGCCGCUACUGUGCUGCUACAGGAAACAGGUAAACAGGUCUCUGAAAAAGACAAAACACUGGUUCAAAAUUGCCUUUCACUGUAUUUGCCAUAUGGCGUGGAAAAGACACAAGUAGAAAGAAACCUAUUUACUGGACAUUUACUCAAGAAAGUUGAUGGAACAUAUUUGGUUGAACCCUGUCAUCAAGAAAAAGUAGAUACGUCAGAAAAUGAAGAUAUAUCAAUCAUUACUAAGAAGGGAAUUUCAUUCAGUAGUCUGAAUGUUGGGUUUAAUCGCCAGAUAGCCGAGGAAAUUGAACAAGAAACUGCGCAUGUGCAUACAUUCAUGCCUGGAAAUGGAAUGAACCUUUUAGUCAUAGAUUUUUCCGAUGAACAUGAUAGUACAUUCACCCACAACAAUAUUAAUAAUGGAGACGAAAAACAGUUUUGCAGAAAGGGCACAAUAGUUAAAGCAUUUGUCCAGAACUGGAUAAAUUCACUACACGCUCAAAUGGCUAAGAGUGGACUGGAUUGCAAUGUGGUAAAACCAAGUGUUAAUGUACAAUCUGCAAGGGGAAAACUAGAAUCAAUACAAGAGGAUUUGUCCACAGUUAUAAACAAACGUGAGCAGGAUAUACGCCAAUUAUUGAAGACUGAAAUGAAAGAAUCUGCUAAGAAUUGUCCAGAAAACGGACAUAUAAUAUUCGCUAUAAGCUCCCACCCUUCGCAAAUAAAUAAACCACACAAUGAAACAGCAGAUUUGAAGAAGAACAAGCUAGAAGAACUUCUGAAAAAACACAGUAAUAAAAUACCAGGCAAGUGGUUAAAAUUAGAGGUUCUGUUAAAACUAAAGGAACGACCAGUAAUGGAACUAGCAGACGUUUACACUGUAGGCUGUGAACUGAAUUUAUCACCAGAAGAGGUCGAUGAUGCAUUGCUAUGGCUUUACAGUCUUCGAGAUAUCAUACAUUUUGCUGAUGACAGAGAACUGCGUAACACAGUUAUUAUCAAUCCACGAUGGUUGAUCGACCUCAUAAAAUUGUUCGCCACAGAGACAUCAAUGUAUCAGAAGGUAGAAGCAUACAGAAUGGUAUCCCCAUUAUGUGAAAUCUUGUACAAGCAUGGUAUACUUGACACACAAUUGAUAUAUGAAAUACUGGGAAGAUGUGGAAGGGCUGAAGACGGUAGAAUACUUCUCAAAGCAUUGCUGAUGUUUGAAAUCAUUUACCCUUUCCCUUGCAAGAAAGAAAUUACAUCCUACUACAUGCCGUGUCUGUUAAAAACCAUUGAUCAGUCCGGCAUGCUAUUUCCGGUAAACACCAUACAAGGUCCUUCACUAUAUUAUCACUUUGACGGAGGGUGUUUACCUGAUGGUAUUUUUCACCAACUAAUAGUUCGGUGUCUGGAGUAUUGGCCACAAGCGGAGUUAUUUAGAAAUGUUGCUAAAUUUGAAAUAAACGACCACCAUUACCUGCUUGUAUCGAAGAGGGAGUGUGACAUCGAGUUGGCAGUGGUAGCAACACCUAAAAAAAGAGGAGAAGUGGCACACUUACGGAAGUCAUUUUGUACAGAAAUUAGGGAAUGUGUUGACAUGAUUUUGAAAGUUCUAGUCAAGAGAUACAACUCAAUAGUAUCAUAUAAGUCAUGCCUAAAGUGUGAUCAUAAACUACACACGGAAGAAGCGAUUACUUCUGGUAAACCUGGAAUAGAUGAUGGAUGUAUCACGGCAGAUUGUAACAAUGGAAAUGGAUAUUUUUGUCUUCAUCAAAGUCAUAUUGAUGUAACUGAUCUGUGGUACCCCAAAAGUACUGCAUCGCGUGAUUUAGGGCUACAUUCUAAGAUGAGACACGAAGGCGAUGAACUAUGUAUGACUUAUUAUGAAAAAACAAAGGUGAUUACUUCUGAUGACAUCCCUACUAUUGGUAUUGUAACUGCAUUGGACUGUGAGUAUAUUGCUAUGUCUUUUAUGUUUACAAAAUCUUUAAAGACAUACAUAGGCAAUCAGCCAAUUGGUGAUCUCAAUCGUUACAAACUUGGAAGCAUAGGGAAUAAGACAAUAGUCAUAACGUCACUACCUGUUGGAAUGACUGGAGAAGAAGUAUCUGCUGUCACUGCUACGCGACUUUGUGAUGUUUUCCCGUCAGUGAAAAUAUUGUACAUGGUUGGGAUUGCUGGAGGGGUACCAAACAUACAGUAUGAUGAAGAGAAAGCCAUUCAAUCCAUAAAGUAUAUUCGCCCGCACGUCCGCGAGGGAGAUGUCAUCGUUGCCUAUCCAGUUAAAGAUAGUAGUCCGGGUUUCAUUCAAUACGACUAUGGUAAAAUUGUAUCAGAUAUUGCCUCAGAGAACUUAAAGGGAAAUAUUAAAAGACAAACACAAAUCAGGCUUUCACCGGAAGGGUUAUCCGCUGCCAGGGAAAUCAAGAACGAAUUUGAAACCCACCAAUCUAAGCCAUGGAUUAAAACAAUUGAAAACAUUUUAAGAAACCGGAACAAAGUUAAUCGAUUGAAUCAGAUUCGAUUCCAGCGUCCAACUGACGAAGAACGUAUUACUGCCAGUCGUAUUCAACAUCCGGAAGAAAAUAUCCUCAGAUCACCAGGAGAGCCUAAGGUGCAUUUCGGAAUCUUAGCUUCUGCAAACAGCGUAAUGCGAAACAGUGAGAUCAGAGAUAAGCUGGCUGAAGCUGAAAAUAUCAUUGGUUUUGAAAUGGAGAAUGCAGGCAUUGCUGUAGCCACGAGCUUAUCUUCAAAAGAGUGUAUGUUUGUUAGAGGUGUGUGUGAUUAUUCAGAUGAAUUCAAGGACAAAGCAUGGCAGUAUUACGCUUCGUUGGCAGCUGCAGCUGUUGCCAAGUGUCUAAUAGAAAAAUUGAAGUAA